Fusarium venenatum is the source of this 951-nucleotide messenger RNA. RefSeq lists its product as uncharacterized. Gene Ontology annotation, molecular function: acetyltransferase activity. The record is from RefSeq and is a predicted model, not a curated record. NCBI's taxonomy places the organism in Eukaryota, Fungi, Ascomycota, Sordariomycetes, Hypocreales, Nectriaceae.
AUGGAUUCUGCAUAUAGUCAAGAGCAGGUUGAGCAGUUCAUCAACUACAUCGGUUUACCGACUGAGGUAUGGAGAGAACGUCAACCCUCACUUGAACUCCUGAAAGCUCUACACAUACAUUCCAUCUCAACUUUUCCUUACGAAAACCUCUCGCUUCACUACAAUCAAACUCAUGACAUCCAACUGGAUCCACAACACCUUUUCCAAAAGAUGAUCGGUGACAAUCGUGGUCGUGGCGGUUUCUGUAUGGAAAUCGCCAUCCUUUACAACCAUAUGCUUCGAGCCAUCGGCUUCAACGCCUACACUGCCGGCGUGCGAACACGGGGCAGACUCGAGGGUAUCCCACAUGGGGAUUACCCUGGCUGGAACCACAUUAUCAACAUUGUGACGUUUCCCGAUGGUAGCAAAUAUCACUCUGAUGUUGCGUUCGGAGGAGACGGCGCCACGAAGCCGAUACCAUUAAUUGAUGGCCUAAUCCACGAAAAUUUGGGCACACAACAAAUUCGGCUUAAGAGAGACUGGAUUCCUCAUCAAGUCCAUCGAACAGAGGAAACAAAGUUCUGGAUUUAUCAGUACCGUAACAGCACAAAUAAGGAUUGGAACUCUUUCUAUUCAUUCCCAAGCAUGGAAUUCUUUGCUCCUGACUGGGGCGUGAUUAACUGGUGGAUCAAUACACACCCCGAUAGUCACCAGAGACGAAACAUAUUGGUUAUUAAAUUUCUCAGAAGAACAAAGAAAGGCGCAGACCUCGAGAGUGAACAAGAGAUAUGCGGGAAGAGAAUGCUCAUCAACGGUGUUGUCAAAGAGAACCUAGGCAGUGAGACACGAACUGUCACUGUUUGUCAGACGGAAGAGGAGCGACUGCUGGUUCUUGAGCAGUUUUUCCAGAUCUCUUUGACGGAGAAGGAAAGAUUUGGUAUUCAUGGCUACAUUUCAGCAUUAGACACAUAA